CUGCAGUCACGCUGCAACUGCGACUCACUCAACUCCAUCACAUCCUCGGACUCACUCUUCCUUUUUUAAAGGACCACUGCGGUUUAUUCUCACAUCCUGAACAAUAACCAGCAUCGAUCCAAGCUCAAAGCUCUCGGACGCUUUAUUUUUCCAGGGUUUUUUUUUCUAUGUUGGAUCAUUUUCAUUCAAUGGGUCCGCGUGUAGUGCUGCUCUGCUCUCUGUUCGGAGUUCUCCUUGGCCAAGGAGCAGAACAGAUGUCGAUUGAGGACUGCUGUAAAGAUGGACAGAAGCAUGGCAAUGAUAACAAAGACUGUGCGUCCCUCCCUCUCGUUUCAGAGUCGACCACAUGCAGGAUAGUACAGGAGCAAUGCUGCGUAACAGUGCUUGAGGAUAACAUGUGCACCACUGGUAUCAACAUGGCCAAAGACCAAGGAGCCUGCGAUUCUUUAUUCUCCAACACCUGCGAGACCAAGACUACAAAGAUGUGCUGUGACUGUUGUCUUCUGGGGAAGGCGGCUCAGGAAAAGGGCCUACCCUGUGACCACAACCUGUCUGUGGGCUACCAGUGUAGCUUGGUGUCCCGGGCCUGCUGCGUGGAUGCAGCCUUAAACAACCAGACCACACCCACAGGACAAACUGAAUUACCGAACAAGGAUGAAACUAAUACAAAUGGAGAUAAUUCAGUAUUAAAUAACCAGUGCAAUGUGAAAUGUGCCCAUCACUGCGUGGGCAAUGACACCUGUGGAUGUUUCAAAGGUUAUAAACUUAAACCAGAUGGACAUAGCUGUGAGGAUAUCAAUGAGUGUUUGCUGGGAGCCAGCAACUGUCGGGGGGGAGAGCGCUGUAUCAACACAGAAGGAUCAUUCCGUUGCCAGAGGGAGGUCAGCUGUGGGACUGGCUAUGAACUCACUGACAACAACAAUUGCAAAGAUAUUGAUGAGUGUGAGACUGGUAUCCAUAACUGUGGUCCAGAGUUUGAGUGCCAAAACACCAAGGGGUCCUUCCGUUGUCUCCCUAAGGUCAAGUGUGGUGUCGGCUAUAUUCAGGAUGCCCUCGGCAGCUGCAUUGAUAUCAAUGAAUGUGUUAGCCAGACAGGCCCAUGCAACAGAGGGCAGGUCUGCAUCAACACAGUUGGCUCCUACAGCUGCCAGAGGAACUCUGUUAACUGUGGUCGAGGAUACCACCUCAAUGAAGAGGGCACACGCUGUAUUGAUAUUGAUGAGUGUAAGGGCCCUGAUGGGGCCUGUGCAGGUCAUAGUUGUGUCAACCUGCUGGGCUCCUACCGCUGUGAGUGUGAGAGUGGCUACAACUUCAACAGCAUCACUCGGGUUUGUGAGGAUGUUAAUGAAUGCAGGCACUAUCCUGGCCGCCUGUGUGCUCAUAAGUGUGAGAACACUCUGGGAUCCUACAAGUGUAGCUGCACCAACGGCUUUAAGCUAGCUAGUGAUGGCAGGAAUUGUGAUGAUUUGAAUGAGUGUGAGAACAACCCAUGCAGUCAAGAAUGUGCUAAUGUCUACGGCUCCUAUCAGUGUUACUGUCGUCGUGGCUACCAGCUCAGUGACAUAGAUGGCAUGACUUGCGAAGAUAUCGAUGAGUGUGCCCUGCCCACUGGAGGUCAUAUUUGCGCCUAUCGCUGUCACAACACCCCUGGUAGCUUCCACUGUUCCUGUCCCGUCAGUGGCUACACCUUGGCACCAAAUGGGCGCAGCUGCCAGGAUAUUGAUGAAUGCGUGACGGGAACACACACAUGCACAGAGAAUCAGAGCUGCUUUAAUAUACAGGGAGGAUUUAGAUGCCUGUCUUUUGACUGUCCAAACAACUACCGGCGCAUUGGAGAGACUCGAUGUGAACGCUUGCUUUGCAAUGAGUCUGCCGAGUGCCUGACCAUGCCCCUGAGAAUAACCUACUACUACCUCACCUUCCCAACCAACAUCCCCGUCUUCACCAACAUCUUCCGGAUGGGUCCUUCCCACACCGUGCCCGGUGAUGACAUCCAGAUUGCUAUCACUGCUGGCAAUGAGGGCGGUUUCUUCAAGGCGGAACGGAUACCCACUGGUGGCGUGAUGUCGGUGUCAAAGCUCAUCAACAAGCCACAGGACUUUGAGCUGUCUCUGGAGCUAAGGCUGCGUCGCUACGGCACAGUCAGCACAUACUUGGCUAAAGUGCUGGUGUUUGUUACCCAGGACGAGCCCAGAGUACCUUACAAUCCCCUGCUAGAAUAAAUACAAGUUAUGUAGGGUUACACAAGUUACUACACCCUUAAAAAGGAUGUGUCAUUUUAAUGUGUGUUGCAUUGUCUUGCAGAGAAAACAGAAAAAGUGAAUCCUCAAAACAAAAUGCAUGCAAGAUGACAAUACAUUAUGUAUACAGCACAUACUGCCAAGAUAGAUAGAUAUGCAGGUAAAUAUACAUAUAAAUUACGAUUUACAAUUAGAGAAAACUAGUAUAACCAAAGAUCAUUUAUGUUUCUUUCAUUCCUGGAUUUAUGCUAUAAAAUCUGGUCUUGCCUAAAUAUUCGGGUAAACUGGUCUGAUUAACAAGUUUGGAGGACUUGGGCCCCUAAUGACCCCUUAUCCCCUUCCUAUCUGUGCAUUAUCCUGUCUUUUUUUAAAUACACACAUUAACAGUAUGGACAAAGAAAGCAAAUUUAUGUUGAUGAUGUGAUUGAGUGAUGCAUAUUCUUAAAGGAAUAGUUUGAUAUUUUGGGAAAUAGGAGAAGAUUUAGUUGCAGCUAGCUAACUUAGCUUAGCAUUAAGAUUGGAAACAGCUAGUUUGAAUGUGUGAAUUGCUUUUACGGUGCUGGUAGGCGGAUUUUGUUGUUUUCCCCCCUGUUUCCUGUAAUUAAAUUAAUUUUAGAUAACUAGCUGCUGGUUGUAGUUUCAUAUUUAUGGUACAGAUAUAAGAGUGGUAUCAAUCUUCUCAUCUAACCAUUUGCAAGAAAAUGCAAUAACAAAAGUGUAAAGACAACAGGUUUUUUUUAGUUUUUCUUUUACAAGGGUUAUGUGACAGACUAUUUCUUGGCUGGGCAUAGUAAGUUUAUAAGUCCAUGGUGACAACAAGACUACAGGAGAUUCUAUAAGAGCAAUAUCGAUUUGAUUCUCUCAUAUAACUCUCAGCAAGAAAGCCAGUGUGUGUAUUUUCAAGUGUAUUUCCUAAAAUGCCAAACUGUUCCUUUAGACACAUUUUUAAUUCAUCAAACAGUGACUCUGGGGCUUUCAGGCUCCCUGGCAGCUGCCCCUUUUGUCCGAUCAAUUAUCCAGCCUUGUCUCUACUUACUUUUUUUGUAAUAAAUCAACACAAGUAUGAUUAUUUGACACUAAACGCGUGCUAAAGAUGACACAUCAUUUUUAAAGAGUGGAUAUAAAAAACAAUACCACUCAUAAAAUUAGAAGAAGUAAGCACAAUUUUUAGUUCUCUAGCAGUUUACAUAAUCAGCUGUUAAACACUAGAAUUACAAAUCAUUAUUCAGCAGUAUGAAUUAGGUCCAAUUGAAUGUAUCUUGGAGGUAAGGUAUUGUGAUAGCCGCUAGGUGGCGUUCUAGGUCAGGGUAAAUAAUAAAAUGGUAACACUCAAGUCUGCCUACAAUUGAGUGUAAUUUGAUGAUGGUUGCAUGAUAAAGUCUGACGUUUUGCAGUAUUUUAUGGUUUAUGUGUUGGAUGAACAGUUUUCUAUUAAAAUUGAAAUAGAAA
Molecule: messenger RNA, 3689 nt
Organism: Morone saxatilis (striped sea-bass)
Lineage: Eukaryota; Metazoa; Chordata; Actinopteri; Moronidae
Gene: fbln1
Product: fibulin 1
Exons: 15
Coding region: 168-2222 (684 amino acids)
Biological process (GO): extracellular matrix organization
Cellular component (GO): extracellular region
Molecular function (GO): calcium ion binding; peptidase activator activity
Source: RefSeq, a predicted model, not a curated record